Messenger RNA from Sander lucioperca (pikeperch), 4792 nucleotides. RefSeq names its product HHIP-like protein 1. Gene Ontology annotation, cellular component: membrane. NCBI's taxonomy places the organism in Eukaryota, Metazoa, Chordata, Actinopteri, Perciformes, Percidae. Bases 1107 to 4115 code for a protein of 1002 amino acids. The transcript is spliced from 14 exons. The record is from RefSeq and is a predicted model, not a curated record.
UGCUGAACAGGGGAGAGCCGGGAGGGAGGAGAGUUGGAAAGUUGCAACUUCAGGGCAAUAUAGACCACAUGCUAUGGGAAGGAAUGCCUGUGUCUUUGUAGGAGAGUGAAAGAGCAAAUGAAAAGAAGAGAGGAGGAGGAGGAAAGAACAAGGAGGGAGGGAACUAAGCUAAGUUCUGCAGCGUGGCUCUGUCUCUGAAUGAAAGAACCUCUCUCACUCUCUCUCACUCUCUCCUGCUCUCUGUAUGUAUGGCUCAUGUCGGCUGCAGCAAGUGAGCACAUGUCCAGAGCAAAGACAGCGAGGCUCUUCAAGUGACUUAAAGCUGGAAGUAAAUAUUUUGCAGAAACUUUGGCUGAAGGUGCGAGUCUAAAUUUCCGUCCCUGCUGGAUUACUUCUUAGCAAUGUGACUGCUUUCUUUUGAGGAUUGCUGAGCAUCCAGCAAAUAACUUAUUUUUGAUGGAAAUGGAGUUUCAGUAACUAGAUUUGGACACUUUCUUUCUUUCAAGAAAUUGUGUUGUGAUCCACAGAUGUUUUUUGCAGAUAUGAUACUACUGUAGUGACAAGAACUGAAACUCUCCACAUGAACAGGACCUUGGGACAUUAGUUCUGCCAUCCUCCACACACCACCCGGACAGCUGCACUGUAGAUCUCCUCAUCAUCAAAAGAAUUCACUGGACCUGGAUCAGUUUGACCCCUACUUGCCGUAUAAGCAUAAUGCCUGGACUCUGAGCGCCUUGUAGGUCUCUGGUCAACUUGCAGGCAGGUGUGAUGCUGGAUGGUCAGUGUGUUUGAUACACACACACACACACACACACACACACACACACACACACACACACACACACAUGGGGUUGCCUGAAACUGCAGUGACCAGGACAUCACAUGAGGACAUCCAAAUCUCCAAACUCUUUCAGAAAAGCUAACUUUGAGUCUCAUACCUGUGCUUGACAGAUGCCGGUGGCAAAGUAACAUGUGCAUUGUCUAACAACAAGGCUUCACUCAUCUCAUACAUUAUAGUGUAAUAUCAAAUCCAAAGUGCUUUGAUUUGCUGAAUUACUGGGUCAAGAGCCAAACUACACUGAACUGAAAUACAGCAUUUUCACACCAUGACCCUACAAACUUGUAAUUUGCAUCACGCUGUCCUCCCUCACCUCCUUCUUCUGGUCCUGCUGUUGCUCCUCCAUGUCUUGUGGGGGUGCUGUCACCCCCAGUGUCUGGACUACAAGCCUCCGUUUGAGCCCCGGCAGCCACUGGUCUUCUGUAAGGAGUAUUCUAAAUUUGGAUGCUGUGAUCUGGAAAAAGAUGAGGCGAUAUCAGUCAAGUUUUACACCAUCAUGGACAAUUUUGACCAUUCAGGUUAUAUGACCUGUGCCAAGUACAUACGCAGCAUCCUCUGCCAGGAGUGUUCUCCAUACGCCGCCCACCUGUAUGAUGCUGAGGAUGCUAACACUCCAAUGCGGAUGCUGCCUGGAAUGUGCGGUGAUUACUGCUCCGAUUACUGGCAGCAGUGUCGGUACACGCUCAGCCUCCUCCUGGAGGAGUCGGGGGGGCCGCAGCAGUUUGCCAACAUGACUGCAACAAUAGAAGAAGAUCGCAGAAAGUUCUGCAACUUUCUGGAGCUGAAGGAUAAACAGUACUGCUAUCCGAAUGUAUUGACAAAUGCAGCUCUAAAUGCUAACUUGGGGUUGGUAAGUGAGGAUCCCAAAGGAUGUCUGGAGCUGUGUUUGCAGGAGGUUGCCAACGGGCUCCGUAACCCCGUGGCCAUGAUUCACGCAAAUGAUGGGACUCAUCGAUUCUUUGUGGCGGAGCAGCUGGGUUAUGUGUGGGUGUAUCUGGCCAACGGCUCUAGAAUCGACCGUCCUUUCCUCAACCUCACCCAUGCUGUCCUCACAUCACCGUGGGCUGGAGACGAGAGGGGAUUCCUCUGCAUAGCCCUACAUCCAAGGAUCACCACAGUCAGAAAAGCCUAUGUGUACUACUCUGUGUCUGUCAAGAAGGAGGAGAGAAUACGUAUCAGCGAGUUCACACUGUCAGCACAUGAUGACAACCAACUAGACCACUCCUCUGAGAGGACUAUUCUUGAGGUGGUAGAGCCAGCAUCCAAUCACAAUGGAGGACAGCUUCUAUUUGGCCAUGACGGGUACCUGUACAUCUUCAUUGGUGACGGUGGCCGAGCUGGGGACCCAUUUGGAAAGUUUGGCAACUCACAGAACAAGUCAACACUCCUCGGCAAGGUGCUGCGUGUUGAUGUUGACAACAAUGAUGAUGGCCCCCCGUACAGCAUCCCCUCAGAUAACCCAUUCUUGAGAGAAAAAGAAGCACGGCCCGAGAUUUAUGCCUUUGGCGUUCGCAAUAUGUGGCGUUGCUCCAUUGACCGUGGUGACCCCGCUACAGGCCGGGGCGGAGGCAGGAUGUUUUGUGGUGACGUAGGCCAGAACAAAUAUGAAGAGGUGGACCUUAUUGUUAAAGGAGGCAACUAUGGAUGGAGGGCCAAAGAAGGCUUCAGCUGCUAUGAUCGCAAACUCUGUCACAACUCCUCGCUAGAUGACAUCUUGCCUAUCUUUGCCUACCCCCACAAGUUGGGCAAAUCAGUGACGGGAGGAUACAUCUACAGAGGCUGUCAGAUGCCCAACCUCAACGGACUCUACAUCUUCGGGGAUUUUAUGAGUGGGCGUCUGAUGUCUCUAAAGGAGAAUGUUACUUCUGGUGAGUGGCUGUACAAUGAGAUCUGCAUGGGAAGAGACCAGACCUGCAGAUUCCCCAAACUCAUCAACAGUUACUACAAAUACAUCAUCUCUUUUGCUGAGGAUGAAGCAGGUGAACUGUAUUUUUUAGCCACAGGAGCUGCGAGUGCCACAGCCAGAGCAGGAGUCAUCUAUAAGAUAGUUGACCCUUCCAGGCGAGCAGCACCAGGAAAAUGCAGCGUCAAGCCUUCACCUGUUAAGAUAAAAGGAAAACUGAUUCACUUCUACCCCAAAGAAGAGUUUGUAAUCAACAAGAAGCCAACCACCACACCUGUACCCACAACAACCACAAGGAAAACUACAACAACAACAAAAACACCACCAAGAAGAAAGUCACCUAUAAUAAUAAUAAAACCACCAAUGCCAACAAGAACAACAAUAAGAAAAACGCCACUACCACCACCAACAAAAGCAACAACAAGAAAAACAACAUUACAGACAACAAGAAAAACAAUGAGAAAAACACCACCAGCGCCCACAAAACCAACUUUAAAAGCAACAACAACAAUAAAAACAACCUCAGCAACAACAAUAAAAUCAUCAACCGUACCAACACCUGUCCAGAUGUCCAUGGCAACAACCCCCGCCACAACCACACCCACUGGUUAUCUCACAACCAUCAUGACUGCAGCCUUCUCUAGGAUUGCUCAAACCCCAAUCAUCACCACACCUCCAACCAGGAGACACGGGAGACCCCGGCAGUACGCCCCUUUUACCACCUCACAACCUUUUACCUCACCACAACAUCCUCCUUCUCCAUCCACAACAUCCCUGAAACGACAGCAGAUGGCUCUGACCUCUGCACGAUACCCUGAGCCUCCUGGAGCGCUGACCACACCACUGCCGCCAUAUUGGAGCCAGAAACCCACGGCAUCAGGCUUCAAGCCCCAGAGACCACCAAUCAACACAACACUACCUAAAUCACAGGAAGAGAGGGUGUGGCUCGGAGAGAAGCUUGAAAGCGCAGGGGAGGGUAACCAAGUAUAUAAGAGGCUUCGAGGAAGAGGUCGCGGUCACAAGAGAGGAAGAGGAGGAAGAAGGCUGCGGGUCGGCUCAGUGCGACUAGUAAGCGCCGAUGGUUUGUCAGAUCGAGGUAGAGUGGAGAUCUUUAUCCGUGGUGAGUGGGGGACAGUUUGCGAUGACCUUUUCAACAGCAAAGCAGGUACUGUGGUGUGUCGACAGCUCGGCUUCACGACGGCGUUGGCCGUGAUGAAGAGGGCUGCACUUGGGGAGGCAGACCGCAGCGUCAGGAUCCUACUGGAUGAUGUGGAGUGUGAGGGCAGGGAGAGAUCGCUGCUAGAGUGCAAGAGAGCCAGGGUGGGGAAACACAACUGCUCACAUGGGGAAGAUGUAGGGGUGAUCUGCGGUUAGCACGGAGGGGUGAAAAGUUAAAGUAUAGGAAGAAAAGAAAGAAAUGACGAAGGUAGUGUUUGAAGAAGGUAUGAAAGGUUAUUACAGACUGCUCAUUUUUAAGCAUUGACGUUGGUGAUGUCAGUUUGCUAACAAUUCUAUGAAUGUUUUUUUUUUUUCACAUUUUCCAGUUUUACUUAUUGAUGUUUCUUUUGUCAUUUCCCUUUCUCUGCCAAAUUAAAAAAAAAAAAAAAAAAACAUUCCAGAGGAGCCUACGUUGGGAGUUUCUCCCAAUCUCACUCAGUCCACUGUUUUGUAAAAUCUAACCAAGCAAAUGACACCAAUUGUGAAAGUUCAUAUUAACACAUAAACCAUUAUGUAGUUAUCUAUCCCUAUCACGCAUUAUUAACCACUGUGUAACAAAGGGCCGGGUCAUAUCUGCUUUUAUUACAGUGAUAUUUCCGAACGCAUCAAGUCAUUUCGGUGGAAUUGCUUGUGGACACUUAUUAAAAAGGUACUCAGAGAUGUGAACUUAGACAUAAAAAUUUGCAAACAACUGUUUUAAAACAACUGUGCUAACCUACUGUCCGUUAAGUGACUAAAUAGUAAUUAAAGCUAUAGUGCGUAGUUUCUGUCGCCCCGAUGAGGAAUUCUAAGUAAUGAUAACAGCACUGUCGGCGCGUCCAUGUGGUACAAGC